Prunus armeniaca (apricot) is the source of this 546-nucleotide messenger RNA. NCBI's taxonomy places the organism in Eukaryota, Viridiplantae, Streptophyta, Magnoliopsida, Rosales, Rosaceae. The record is from the annotation of a GenBank genome assembly.
AUGGGGCCUGUCCGCAAGCCGGAUAAUCCUACAACACGUGGGACCUCAUCAUCAUAUCACAAUAUCUCCCCAUAUGCCGGUAUUACCAACGCCACAUAUGGGGUCUGUCAAAACACCAGCUCCUCCUACGACACGUGCGACCUCACAGCAUAUCACAUAUCUCCCUAUAUGCCGGUACUACCAACGCCACAUAUGGGGUCUGUCAACACGCCGGCUACUCCUACGACACGUACGACCUCACAAGCAUAUCACAAUAUCUCCCCCAUAUGCCGGUACUACCAACGCCACAUAUGGGGUCUGUCCACAUGCCGGCUACUCCUACGACACGUGCGACCUCACAAGCAUAUCACAAUAUCUCCCCAUAUGCUGGUACUACCAACGCCACAUAUGGGGUCUGUCAACACGCCGGCUACUCCUACGACACGUGCGACCUCACAAGCAUAUCACAAUAUCUCCCUAUAUGCUGGUACUACCAACACCACAUAUGGGGUCUAUCAACACGCCGGCUACUCCUACGACACGUGCGACCUCACAAGCACAGGAUGA